This is a messenger RNA of Anarrhichthys ocellatus (wolf-eel), 3775 nucleotides long. It is a transcript of the gene sh3bp1, whose product is annotated as SH3-domain binding protein 1. Gene Ontology annotation, cellular component: cytoplasm; cytosol; intracellular anatomical structure. The record is from RefSeq and is a predicted model, not a curated record. Gene Ontology annotation, biological process: signal transduction; positive regulation of GTPase activity; regulation of Rac protein signal transduction. Lineage: Eukaryota; Metazoa; Chordata; Actinopteri; Perciformes; Anarhichadidae. Bases 298 to 2439 code for a protein of 713 amino acids. The transcript is spliced from 19 exons. Gene Ontology annotation, molecular function: protein binding; GTPase activator activity.
CCAAAGAUGGCAACAAUAGCACUCAUGAUGAUUCCCCUCACGCGUCAGUGGAGCCAUGACUCAGCCUGUGCUGGUGUUCAGCUCACACCUCAUCUGUGCAACUUCCUCAUUCGCUGACUUGUGUUCGAUGUGACUUAAGAGCAAAUCUUAAAAGCAACGACCACAGAGGCGACCGGUGCGUGCCGAUCUCUCCCCGAUAUGAAGUAACACAUCUGGACGUCUUUGGAGCAGAGGUAUAUCUUUAAGCAGGACUGAGAAGGUCAGGUAUAGGGAAGCGGGUCAGACUCCACAGCCAGCAUGCUCCGGCAGUCCUUGAGCAUCCUGAAGCAGUUUGGCUCUACGGCAAAGUCACAAGAUGCCACUGAACUUCUACACGAAGACCUGGUUGUGGUGGAGGGGCGGGUGGAACCGGCCAAGAAGGCGGCUCAGGUCCUGCAGAAGAAGCUGCAGGGCUGCAUGUACAGUCAGACAGGCCUGGAGGCCGAAAAACGAAUGAAAAAGCUGCCUCUGAUGCUGCUGUCCGUCAGCAUGGCAGAGAGCCUCAAAGACUUUGACGCGGAGUCCUCAAUCAGGAGGGUGUUGGAGAUGUGCUGUUACAUGGAGAAGAAGCUGGCCAGCAUGCUGGCGGACUUUGAGAUGAAGGUGGAGAAAGAAGUUCUGGAGCCGCUCAACAAGCUCAGCGAGGAUGAUUUACCAGAGAUCCUCAAGAACAAGAAGCAGUUCACAAAGCUCACUACAGACUGGACCACCGCAAGAACCAGGAGCCAAGCCAGCACUGGUCCCCAGGCAAAGCAGGAUGGGCUCAGGGAGGAGGUGGAAGAAGCUUGGAGAAGGUUGGAGAGCAUCAAGGACCAGUACUCCGCAGAUCUGUAUCACUUUGCAACUAAAGAAGACGACUACGCUAACUACUUCAUCCGCCUUCUCGAGCUGCAAGCGGAAUAUCACAAACAUUCACACGAAUUCCUGAACAAAAACAUCAGCGAGCUCAAAGAGAAUCACAAUCAAAAAGCGCCACCGCUAAGCCUCUCUGGUCAGAAGGUCUAUGGGGAGCCUCUGCUCUCUCAUCUGUCUCAAAGCAACAGAGAAAUCGCUGCACCCAUCCAGGAGUGUGUUUACAUGCUGCUGACAACGGGCAUGACUGAAGAGGGGCUAUUCCGUCUGGCGGCCGCCGCCUCAGUGGUGAAGAGGCUGAAGAAUUGUUUGGAUCGUGAGGUGGUCGACUACAGCGAGUUCAGCAUGGACCCUCAUGCCGUGGCCGGAGCUUUGAAGUCUUACCUGCGAGAACUUCCCGAACCUCUGAUGACCUUUGAACUCUACAAUGACUGGUUUAAAGCAGCAGGGGAAAAAGACCCGACGGAGAAGCUGGAGCAGUUCAGAGUACUACUGAAGAAACUGCCGCCAGAAAACUACAACAACCUCAGGUAUCUGGUCCAGUUCUUGUCUCUGCUGUCUGAGCAGCAGGCUGUCAACAAAAUGACACCCAGCAACGUUGCCAUCGUCCUGGGGCCCAACCUGCUCUGGCCACGAGCUGAAGGGGAAGCUGCUCUGUUAGACAUGGCGUCAGCUUCUUCAGUCCAGGUGGUGACGGUCGUUGAGCCUCUCAUUCAGUACAGCUCCAGCCUCUUCCCCGAAGCUGUAUCUUUUGAGAUCCCAGAACUUCCCGAGGUCCCGGAUGUCUCCAUGCCAGCCUCCGUCGCCCAGUCUCAGAUCUCAGAAAAGGAGAAAGUGAUGAGAACAGUCUCUUCCUCCUCCACAGCCUCCUCCUGCUCCUCUUAUCACCUCGCUCUCUCAAAGACAAACAGCACAGCCUCUCAGGACAGUUUUGGCUCCGUCCUGGUGAAAUCUGGCUCUGUGAGUCGCAGUGGCACCUCCACAUGGGCCAACCCUGUUGCUGACACAGCGGCACCAACGCAUCAAAGCUCAACAUCCAGCAGCUCCUCCUCCCUCGAUCCCGGCCCUGUCGUGGCCUCCAACACUUUGGCCGCCUUUGGCACGGCGGCCCUUCCCAAAGCAACGGGAUCGGCGCCGAACCCAAGUCAGAUCAGGAGUCCCGUCCAGAUGCAGUGCUCGGAUGAAGGCCAACUGGAGCCAAUUUUGGAGGCUCCUCCAGACUCCCCAAGAGCAUUUGUGAUGAUCUCCUCACCAUAUAAACCUAAAAGAUCUUUCAACCAGACCAAAUCUCAGCCAGCUAACGAGCAGUUGACCGUUCAGUUCUGUAAACCCAGACCCUCGGUACCUCCAAAGCUCCAGGCCCCUCGGCUCACCGCCACAGCCCCGGCCGUGGUGGACACAGCAAGCCAGCCGAUACCCCCACCCCGAGCUCAGUUGGCCAGCCUUAAAAAGCACCCUCCAAAAAAGCCUGGACUCAGAGCCCCAAAGUGCCCUCCACCACUUCCGCCACCGUCACAGGUGAAAGCGGUUCCUUCUUCAGCACAGUAAGAAAAACGACGCAUGUGGAAUAUCAGCAACGCUGGCUGUGGCCGGGGGUGAAACCGGCUUGAAACUGUCAACCAGAGAGGGCAGCAGAAAACUGCUUUUCAGCCCCGCUGUUAUGUUACUAUUUAAACAUGUUAGGUUUUCCAUAUUGUCAGUCUGUGUUGUUUAAUAUCUUAUUAAGAAUUGCAGCUUAAAGGUGCUUAAUACGAGAUUGAGAGCAUUACGAUUGCCUCUCAACGGCUCUCAACAUGGCAACAGCUGAGCCAGUGGCUCACAGCUAAAGGCGCUAACAAUGCAAACAAGGGUGAAAGUGCUGACAGAGCUAACGGUGUUUACCUGAGGGGGGAACCAGUGGGUUGGUGCCACGCUUCCGCCAUGACGCCGUCGGUCGGGACGUUGCUAUCAGCUGCAACUGCCGAGAGCAGUGCAGAGCACGGCCGGCCCAGCUAUGGCAACAGAGCAAUGACAAGCUUGGAUUACCACACACACAGCAACUUUAUUCUCUGCCCGGGUAGAUAUUGAUUCACUGUAUCUUUGCAUGGCAAAUAGUUAUUUGCUGCUUUAUUAAUGCUCUGAAUCUCGUAUAUUGCAACUUUACUUCCCUUUUGUUUGGACUAUCAACGUUUCUGUAACUAGCUUCAUUUAUUUAUUCUUCAGGUACUGAUGCCCUUUAUUUCUCUGUAAAGUAGGCUAAUUGGCAGAAAGCGAGUCUUUCUGGUCAAAAAUAAUAACUACUCAAUAAAUGAAUCCGGCCAUCCAGAACCGCCUUCCAAUUUCUGUUUGUGGUGUUUUUAGUGUGAAUUUUUCCAUAAAUAUACAAAAACGAUGUCAUUCAUGUGAGGUUUAGCCUUUUAAUGUAAAUAACAAAUGUUUAACAGUCACCUUUCAGGUGACUGUUAAACAUUUCUAUUAAACUGACUGACAUGACUGUUAAACAUGUUCAAGGGGUUUCGGGUGGGAAACUCCUUUAAAUCGACUUCAAACCUUAAACCUGGGGAAAUUAUGUACAUAAAUGCAUCUUCAACCUAAUUAAAAACAUUUGUAUUGUCAAUUCAUGUCAUCAUUACAAUAUAUAAUUGGUACUAACUGCAGCAUAUGGAUGUGAAUUGCACUAUGUACUGCAGGUGCUCAUACUGUAAGUACAUAUUUAUAGGAGGUCAGUUAAUAUCUUCAUGUACAAAUGUAUAAAAGAACAUAUAAAUGACAAUUCUUUAAAAAAAGGAAUACAGGAGUCAGACUUCAUAAUCAUAAAAGGCCUCUAUAGAAGGUCUGCAGCAUAACAUGAGCAAUUAAAGGGUUAAGCUUUAGUUACAACUAGCAAAUACCAGUAGUACUUGUC